Molecule: messenger RNA, 5096 nt
Organism: Notechis scutatus (mainland tiger snake)
Lineage: Eukaryota; Metazoa; Chordata; Lepidosauria; Squamata; Elapidae
Gene: SUSD6
Product: sushi domain containing 6
Biological process (GO): DNA damage response
Source: RefSeq, a predicted model, not a curated record
GGGCGAACGCAGGACGUUUCCGUGGCCGGCCUUCCCCUUUGGCGCGCGGGAGGGCUCUCCUCCGCCGUGAAUGUUGGUUGCAGCGGCCGCGAGCCCCUGCGGCAGGAGGAGACGGCUCCGUUUCCCUCCUUCCCCCCCUCCCACCGCCCCAGCGCCUGGCAGCCAAGGGCACGCAAGGCCUUGCAGCAACCCGGGCUCCCGGUUCCGUAGAAUUGGGGGGGUGCAGCUGCCCAAUUCUGAACCAGCUGGACUGCCGCGGCCGCUGGGUAAAACUGGGUUCACCAUCUGACUUUAAACAUUAAAAACUUUUGGUGACUAAAAGAUGUGCCAUGGAAUGGUAGGAGCAAAGAGCACCACAACGUCGCUGCUUGCCUUGAUCAGUCAUGGGAUAUUUUUUCCAUUCUUUAUCUUCAGUUCCUGUAUGGUGGAAGGAUUGGACUCAUACUGUCCACAGCCAUCCAAACCUGAGAAUGGAGGUUACAAAUGUCAUCCAACGCCUUGCAAAGACCCACUGACAUCUGACAGUGUCAUAGAGUAUUUCUGUGACAAAGGUUAUGUAUUGAAAGGAGAUUACAAAUAUUUGACUUGCAAGAAUGGCAAGUGGAAUCCAGAACUGGAGGUUACCUGUAGACUUAGCCAAGAUAAAGGUUCUCCUCCAAGUGUAGGAGUACCCACCUUAUCCAUAGUGGCUACUACAGCAAGUUCGGUUGCUUUCAUCCUUCUCCUAGUUGUAUUGUUUGUUUUGCUACAACCAAAACUGAAGUCAUUUCAUCACAGCAGGCGUGAUCAAGGUGUUUCUGGGGACCAGGUUUCUAUUAUGGUGGAUGGAGUUCAGGUAGCUUUGCCAUCUUAUGAAGAAGCUGUCUAUGGCAGUGCUGGAAACUGCAUAUCAUCCUCAGAUACACGGAUUCCGAUCGUCCUUUCAGAAGGCGCUGGACAGAGCGAGGCAAGGGAAAUGCAACAGCCACCACCAGACGAAGUGGGUCCCAGUGGCUUUAUUAGGGAGGAUGAAACCCCUGGACGCUCUGGAUUGGGUGAAGCUGGCAGCUCUCACCACUCAGAAACUGUUCUAGUGCAUCAAGCGACCACAUCUUCCUGGGUGGCUGGCACGUCCAGUAGUAAAACUGGGCACAAAGAGACUUCAGACUCAGAAAACAGCGACGUACAAAGCCUUUUAUCACUUGCUUCCUCAGAGGAAUACAUGGAUGAUAUUCCAUUGUUGAAAGAAGCAUGAAGGUUACAACAGUCGUCAAGUCUACACUCUCUCUAGUUUCCUUUUCGGAAUGAUAAGCGCUUCAUGCUGGCUUUCCCUUCCUUGAAGUGCUGCACCCUGAAUAUUUCCAGAAGAUAUCCCUUAGUUGAAGAUCCAAAGGAUGCCACCAAGACACCACCUUCAGUGCAUCAGUGGGGUGCACCGGUGCCAGCUCUCUUCUCCAUCUCAUUCUAUAAGCAUUAAAGGAGGGCUUUAGACUCAAGCCUUCCUCCAGCCUCUCCUCUUUCCCAGACAGAUGAUUUUGAGUCUCUGGAGAGUUGCCAUUUACUUGUGCCUUGCUCCUUCCUUCUCACACUGGCUCGCUGCAAUUUCUCAUAAGCCUUGCUAGCUUCUGGACGUCUCAGAAAGCAGGGUCAAACCCACAGCUUGCUUUGUUUGGUGCAGAUGGUUUUGUUCUAUUUAUUAGCUACAUUACGAAGGCAAGAAGAAUGCCUUGAGAUGGCCUGAGUGGGAGGGAGUUUAUAAAAGUGACACAUACUGGUUGUUGAGACCUCAGGUGUUGAACAUUGUAUAAUCCGAACUGCACAUCAACACAUGAAUAAGCAGUGCUGGCUGCGUUAAAUGGAAUUGCUACUGACCACUUCAGAAAAAAAAAUAGCUUAGGCUGCUGCUUGUGCUUUGUUUUCCUCAAGGGUGAAAUGACUGUACCUCUCAUAUAUUUGCAUUCAUUCUUUUCUUUUUUUCAUCCCACCACAUCCACUAGGACAUUCUUUAUCUCUUUGAACAUGCUGGGUGGCAUACAUUGAGGGCUGCAGAAAACUUUUGAGAAAUUCCCUUGUAUGUAGCCAGAUUUAAGAGCACUUGCAUGGCUAAGUCCAUGUCCUCAUCCUAUCAGCAAUACUGUGGCCGUAUUACAGCUGAUCCAAAGCCUUCCAUAUAUGAUUGGUUUAGUCUCUUUCAAAUAUCAGUAGAAUGUCCGUUUGUUGCUUUUGAGUAGCAUUAUCACCUGUCACAUGCGUUCCUGUGUCAGCUCACACAGAGUGAUUUUGGCAUUGCUACUUUAUUUUGUUGCUGUGGUUGAUUUCUGUCCUUGUGGAGGUGUUGCCAGGGCCUGCAUUUUCUUCAGCUAGCAAUUGUUAAUUUAAAGUAUUGAUCAUGGUUAGCAAGUAUUUAGCUUUUGAAAUUGGUAUGUCCAAUUGCCUUGAAUGAACUAGUGAUAGCCUGCCUUAAAAAAGAGCCAUGCUGCUGUUUGUCCAGAUGCAAGAUCCUCCCUUCCUCGACAUGCUAUAUUUUUGUGUGUGUUGCCUUCUGCAUGCUACUUCCACUUGGAAACUUCUUACUAUGCAGGGAACAUGCUUGUUUACCUCACGUCCUCUCGCACAACUCUGCUUUUGCUCUUGUUUUUCUAGCUAUCUGUGAACGUUUCUUGAUGACAUUAUGGAAGUACUGAUUCAAUAGCUUUUCUUCAAGUGAACCUCCCAAAUCAAGACUUUUUGUGUGAUUUCCCAAAGAUUUGUACAACAGACAUAAGCAGCUUAAGUACCAGUUCUCCACCUUGUCCCAGACUUGGGGACAUGACAACUGUAGGCAUAAAGAACUUGGAAUGGGAAAUAGCUUUUGCCUCUUUGGAUGGCUGCCCAUAAUCCCUGGUUUUAGGUGGCCUGUACAAGCUCAGAAUUAUGAGUAUUCUUGUGAAUAUUCCUGACAGAAAUGUAGUAUUGAAAGCAAAUACUCGGAAAAACCACAGCUUGCAUUUUAUCAAAUAGUAAAGGUAAAAACUCUGACCUUUGUGAAUAUAUUCCUGCAAAUUUGUAGGGUAAUGUUUAUGACAAUCUUAAGGUGUAUAGUAGAAUUUGCUGUGGCAAUGUGACAAAACUUUAGAACUCUGCAUGUUUUCUUUAUCCUUCAGGAUGUGCAGAAGUACUGAGGAAACCAAUAAUUUGCUUGCUUUUAAUAAUAUGACAGAGGCAAACAAUUCUGGGUUUUCCUGGGGCCUGAUACUGGUAUCAAUAUAUAUUGCCUUGGCUUUGAUUCUGCUCUCUUGUAAGUGAAUGGAUACAUAUCAAAUAUUAUAUACAUCUCAUUACAUAGAAGAUGUUUCAGUAACAGUUAGUAAGCAAAUGUGCAGGAAGAGCUAGCCAUAACUAAUAUUAUAGAGAGGCUAAUAAGGCUGUGCAAAUCCUUUGAAAGAGCUGCUUCCAGAUACAAGGCUAUGUACAAAACACCUCUUCCUCAAUCAAACAAAAAUAUUUUUGCCAAGUUUGUGCUGUCGUUUCCAGCUAUCUCUACCUGUUUUUCCCCUGUGACUACUUUAGUGAAAAGAGGAGCUUUGAUUGAAACCCCACAAAGUUAGAAGCACUUCUUUUGAAGGAGUUAGGAGAUCUUAAUGACUAGGGGCAUAUAAUUUCCUAAACCAAAUAACCACAAUAAUGUUUAUCAUGCUGUAUAGACCUAGCUAUUGUGGUUUAUAAAUGUUGAUGAAUGAUUUAUCAUGGUCUGUGAACACAGCCAAUUAACUUAUUCAGUAAGAUUAAGUAACUGUGGCUUAGUGCAGUGGUAAAUAUUUUGGUUGAGAUGGAGAUGUCUCAAAGUAUGUAGAGUGACAUUUAUCUAAUACCGGUUUCUUUCUGGACUCGUACGACUGGAUUAGCCUUGAAUAUGAAUCUUCUCACUCAGCUGUGCGGUUUUUAAACCAUUGCAUUUUAUGUAAGAACUCUGAAAUAACGUAUUCUCAUUCCAUCAAAGUUUAUAAUCCUGUGUUUCCAUUCAAAAGAAAGGUUUUGGUGGAGCAGAUCAUAUUAUUAGCUUGGAUGCUAAUGGGAACCACACAAAGAAGGCAUGAAAGCACUGGCAUCCUUCCUUUUUAAUAUGUAGCCAGCAUGUUCUGUGUACUGCAUCUGUAUUCUCUGGAAACCUUUAGUAUAGAUAAUCUUUAUAAAGGAUUUGGGUCCUAAUAUUUUAGCUGAAUAAUUUAUAGCUGGAUCUUGUGAUUUUUUUUUCAGGGCAAGAAAUAGCUUUCCUUUGUAGAAAACUGAAUUUUGAAGAUCAACAAUAAAAAUGCCAUCUUCAAAAUUGUUAAGUUUCUUUUCCCUUUAAAAUGUAAUAUUCUCAGGUUCUUGAUCUGAUUGGCGAAUUCAUAUAAAGCAAAGAUACCAAUCAAUAGUUGUUAAGUAUAUGCUGGGGUAUCUGCUGAAGAUGUAAAUGAAUAGAAUAUUUUUUUAAUUGACAUUAAAGUUCUGACGCAUCAAAGAGCAGUAACGUAGUUGGAAGGGCUGCUACUCCAACACUGUGUAGUUCUUAGGUGCCUAAUUAUCCAUUUAACUUUUUGCAGCCUGUUAUAGGGAGAACUAGAUGCUGUAAGAGCACACUUUGUGCCUUGCAGGAAUAAAACGUGGUUCUGGUUUUUAAAAUGUGAGCCUUUUCUGAAACUUGAGCCUCCUGGUUAAUCUUGUUCUUCUGAUGAAUGAAUGCUUGCCAUUCCAUUUCCCAUUUUAUUACAAAUCCCGGUUGGUAGAUGAACCAUGAAACUGCCUUAAAGUGACUUAGAUUGAUCUGUCUAGUUCAAUAGAUUUUUUUUGUUAUUACGAAGGUUUUUUUUUUCUUCAUUCCAGUAGUUAUCAUUGGGAUGAGUUGGUGAACAUAUGGAUCUUAUGUGAACUAUAUCAAUUAACCAUAGGACAUUUUUCUCUUCCACUGAGAAAAGUUAUUUCCUUAUUCUUCCACCCAAUACAUGCUAAAAAUAAGACAUUUAACUUAAAAUGCAGUGCUGCUUUUCUGUGGUGAAUACGUAUCAAGUUUGAGAAAGCUGCCAUUUAAUGAGGAUGUGAGGCCUGAGCAUCCCAUUUUUCUCAUAUACUAAUGAUCAGUAUAAUAUCAGUAUCUU